This is a messenger RNA of Funneliformis caledonium, 192 nucleotides long. The record is from the annotation of a GenBank genome assembly. Lineage: Eukaryota; Fungi; Glomeromycota; Glomeromycetes; Glomerales; Glomeraceae.
UGUCAAUUGUAUGUCUUAAAAGAAGUUAUCGAAAAUGUUUAUUUGUUUAAGAGUCGAAUAAUAGAUUAUUACCUUGCAGUACAAAAGAUCAUUCCCUUAACUAAAACUCACGUUGGUGUAAGUGAAUCUCCUGUUAAUGCAUCACCCUCUAAAGCUUCAAGGACUCAUGACGCUUUAAAAAUUUCUGAAUAA